Molecule: messenger RNA, 5927 nt
Organism: Rhinolophus ferrumequinum (greater horseshoe bat)
Lineage: Eukaryota; Metazoa; Chordata; Mammalia; Chiroptera; Rhinolophidae
Gene: BAG2
Product: BAG cochaperone 2
Exons: 3
Coding region: 157-792 (211 amino acids)
Biological process (GO): protein stabilization
Molecular function (GO): protein-folding chaperone binding; adenyl-nucleotide exchange factor activity
Source: RefSeq, a predicted model, not a curated record
GGCGGUAUUGGCGUCCUGUCGGGCCGCCCCCCGCGGGCGUCAGAGGGAGGCGGGCGCCCCGCGCGGUGACGGCGACGCCUGCGGCCGCGGGAGCUCUCCACUCCCAGCCACCGGAGAGGCCGGUGACCUCUCGACCGCCCCGCCUCAGAGGCUCAGAUGGCUCAAGCGAAGAUCAACGCGAAAGCCAACGAGGGGCGCUUCUGCCGCUCCUCCUCCAUGGCCGACCGCUCGAGCCGCCUGCUGGAGAGCCUGGACCAGCUGGAGCUCAGGGUGGAAGCUUUGAGAGAAGCAGCAAGUGCUGUUGAGCAAGAGAAAGAAAUCCUCCUAGAAAUGAUCCACAGUAUCCAAAAUAGCCAGGACAUGAGGCAGAUCAGCGACGGAGAAAGAGAAGAAUUAAAUUUGACUGCAAACCGUUUGAUGGGACGCACCCUCACUGUUGAAGUUUCAGUAGAAACAAUCAGAAACCCUCAGCAGCAAGAAUCCCUGAAGCAUGCCACCAGGAUUAUCGAUGAGGUGGUCAGUAAGUUUCUGGAUGACUUGGCAAAUGCCAAGAGUCAUUUAAUGUCACUGUAUGGUGCGUGUCUGUCUGAGGUGCCACCUGGGCCAGUUGACCAGAAGUUUCAAUCCAUAGUAAUUGGCUGUGCACUUGAAGAUCAGAAGAAAAUUAAGAGAAGAUUAGAGACUCUGCUUAGAAAUAUUGAAAACUCUGACAAGGCCGUCAAGCUGUUAGAGCAUUCUAAAGGAGCUGGUUCCAAAAGUCUGCAACAAAAUGCUGAAAGCAGGUUUAAUUAGUGUUGAAACCUGAGAGCACUUACAAAUGAUGAUGUAAAAAUGAUAAAACACUAUUUUAAGUAUUAACUAGUUCUUUAUGUUAGGCGUAACCACUCAUUUGAUACUGAAAGUUGUUUCAGAUGAUGAAAAUAUUCCAGUGUCAUCAGUUUUAUGAAUAACAAAAGUAGAGAUAUUUUAAUUAUCUUGCUAGAAAUUUUUGGAUUGAAUUGUCUUGUACUAGGAUCUAGCACCUAAUAUGUAUAUAUUUUUUACUGUUAUGCGGAUAAAUACUUCAUAUGUGGCGGGAAGUGCUCAGUGAGGGGCAAAAGCAUCACCUUUCUUUCCUGGACCUUGUCAGGCGUGGAAACACCUGGGCACAUAGGGCAUCUGGUUGACUAGAAAUUCUUUACCUUAAGCAGCAGCACAUACCCUUACACAGCUAGUGUUAGCCAAGCAACGUGCCAUACCCUUACACAACUAGUGUUAGACAAGCAAUGUGCUUAGCGGGAUGAAAGGAAUCACAGUAAGAUCCUUUCCCUAUAUUCUCUUUCAUGCAGCAGGUUUUUUUAGAUAUCUGUACCAAAUUAUUUUGAACUUAGAAGAUUUACGCGUCUCAUAAUGUGAAUGUAUUUCUUGAGAUAUGAAAACAUGACAAAAUUAGAAAACAGACACCUGAUUUUUCCACUGUGAACAACUAUAUACAUCUUCAUCUUUUCCCAAAAGCAUCAUUUCUCUAAAAUUUUAAUCAUUGUGUAAAUACAAUGUUGUAACUUGCUUUUUAAAAAAAUAAUUAAAUGCUACUAUAAAGUCUGCUGAAUUGUCAACUUAAAAACCUCUGACCAACCCAUUCCCUUUACUGGACAUUUAGGUUGAUUCCUAAUUUGUUGCUAUUACUGCAGCGUAUUUAUGUACAUAGAUCUUUUUCCCCCUUUGGUUUUUGAUUUUUUUGUAUAAAUUCCCAGCAGUGAGAUUUACUUGGUCAAAGGGUAUAUACAUUUUCAUAGCUUGACAUAGUUCCAUUUUUUUUUUUGUAUAAGAGGUACAUCAAUUUAUACUGUCUUCAAUAAUUAAAAUGUAGCUAUUUCACUGAAAGCUCUCUAGCAUUGAGCAGUGUUUUUCUAAAAUUAGAUAUGAAACACCUUUAGUUUGCAUUCGUUCACUAACAAGGUUGAGCAGUAUGUUGAUUAUUGUCUGUGAUAAAUGAAGCAACUAUAGAAUAUUUUUAUUUAUUGUUAAUGUGACUGAUACACAAAACCCUCAAUUUUCCCAAACACCAUUGCUAAAUGAAUAUAUCAAACUCAUUUUUUUACUAGAACGUAAGUAUUCUUUCACACUGGGGGAAAAAAAAAUCCAGAUUGGUUUUAUAUAUUUAUAUUAUGUAUAUCUCUCAAUGCAGACAAUAUUGAGCUUUGUUUUCUGGACAAAAAUUCCAAAUUACUCUUUUCAUAAAAAGCAAUUACAGUCUGAGGACAUUUAUGGUUGGUUGGAUUGCCAGCCCCAAGUCUUUCAUGGGAAACAUUAAUUCUCAUUGAUAACUGUGACAAAGCCUCUUGAUUUUUCAGCAGAUUCUAAUUUGCUGUUAUCAGGUUCACUGUCAGAUAAAGAUUUUUUGUGCUAAUCUUUUCAUCAGCUUUUCGAAAAUCAAGAAACAAUCAAGUUCUCCAGCACUCUUAGUGUCUAUAAAUCUCUUCCACUCAGAAAUACUCCCCCUUUGCAUUUACUCCAUGUCAACCCAGAACUUUUUCUACCACAAAAUAUCCCAUCUCUGCCUCCACCUUUGUAUUCUUUGUAUUGUUUCUGCAGUGGAGUUUACUGGAGACCAUUCCUUAUCACAGACUUAAGAGCUGUGAUCUGCCAUCUCCAAGCUGCUUCAGCCCCUGGUCUCCGGCCUCCAGCCCUCUGGGCCUCCAGCUUGAUCCACAUUCAAGGGCAGUGAUCUCAAAGUAUUGUUUCUGUUUUAUUUUUAAGAAUGGAAGUGUAAUUUAUUUUCAAAUAGUGAAAGUCCCGAGUCAAAUUUUUACCGUCAUUUAGACUGUCAUCUUUUACAUAGGUAAUAGAUUGGGACUCCAAAGGAAUUCAGAGUAUAUGUUUUGUCUGUGUUGAAAUACUCCCUAACGAGCCUACUCCAAUUCCAUACCACGUCUAGAAUGUAAUGUGCAAUGUCCGGACAGCCCUUUGCCGUCCCUUGUGAGAACUGCGUCCCAGCAGAGUUCCCAUCCCCACCCUAGCUCUCCCAGUGUAAAGCUGGCAGGACCUGCACAAGAGUUGACAGACCACAAUGUUCAUCGACUGAGGACAGAGUGACACUGCUGACCAGUGAAAAAUAUGAGAUAUAGAAUUUGACCCUCCUGGUAUUAUAAUGUAGGAAUCCCUGGCAUUGAAGAAAAAAAAAAAUCCUAAAGCUUUCAGAGAAAAGUUAUUUUUACAUAUUUUGAAAUCCUGUAAAAACCAGGUAUAUUGCAAGGGGUUAAAAACACAAAGUCAUUGAUAAACGAUGAUCGGUUUUAAGAGUUCAUGCCAUUGUCUUAGUUGGAAAGCUACUUUCAGAGGGAUGGGGAGAACUAACAACAGUAAUAAAUGUGAACUGGUGGCUUCCAGCUGUGCUUCCCUCCCAGUGAAUGGAGUCCUUUUCACUUAAUAAAACAUUAUUAGCCAAGUGAAAUAUUAUGCAGAGGGACACAGUGAGUGCAGGCACGGUGCUUUGUAUUGGAGCUCACUAACACCCUGACUCAGAAUACUCAGAAUUCACCCCAAAGAGGUGAUCAACUAAUGAGAGAACUCGGUUUCCAUUUUAAAAUUGGAAAGCGUGAACAAAUUGAACUACUGAAAGUAGCAAAGUAAGGAUCUGGCAAACUAAAAUACACGCAAUGAAUUUUAACUAGGAAAACAUCUGUGCAUUUGUCCCUUUCAAAUGAUUGUGAUAAAUGCUAAAAUACUUUUGGAGUGCAUAUAUGUGAAAUGCUAUUUUUAAAAGCUGGAUUUUACAAUUAUUCAGAAACAAAAAUGGAAAGUAAACGCUGAGAAUUUUGGAAAACGAAAAGACAAGAACAGCAGUGAGCUUGAACUUCUUUUUGUGUGUGUCUACUCAUACAACAAACAAGCAAAAUGAAAUGGACCUUCUGCUUAGGGACCUGACCAUACUAAGUUUUCAAUCAUGAACUAGGAGUAAACAACUUGAACUGGACACUAAUUAUCCACCUCAAAGCAGCAAAUACUGUAGCAAACGUGCUUCCCUUGUCUAUAGAUAGUGAGCUGUUCAAAUCACUGUGGCAUUUACUCACAUGUUUGGGGAGGGCCGCUUUCAGUCUCUAGUCCAGCUUUAAUAUAACAUAUUCCAGAGGUGACCAGAACAGAUUAAGUUGGGCACAGUUUGUGCAGGAAUUUUACAAAUAGCAUCAGAAAAGAUCAAAAAACCUGGCAUUGGAAAACUGAGCUAGUGAUACAUAUCACACCAAGUACUAGCUUUGAAAUCCAUUUAUUUUUUUUAUUAUUAGAAUUCUUCAUGAAUUUUUUAUUACGUAGUAUAUUUUAAAUUAAGCUCAAGGGCAUAACUACAACCCAGCAGCAAUACAUACAAGUGGUUUUCCAUUCAAAUUUACAAAAGCAUUAUUUAAUGGUAAAAAUAUAGAAGGGGUUCAGAUUUCCUUUUAAUUCAAAGGUUUUAUUUUAAGACCACUUACCAACAUCCUACUAUAGAUAUUUAGAGAGAGAAAAGAAAAGGAGCACUACCUAAUAAAGGUUAUUACACCCAAACCACCCAAUUACCUGGGAGUUAAGUGAUUGCAUAUUUCACAGUCCAUUGUGGUUUUAAAGUAUUUUCUGUUAGCAAAUAAAUUCACUUGUAGUAUGAUAGCCUUACAUGUUUUCGGGUAAAAACCUAAAGAGUGAAAAUAGUACAUUUGAUAUUCGUAACUAAUAGUUAAAACUGAAGAAAUCUACCUGUUCAUUAGAUUGACUGCAGUGUGGGACAAAUUUUUACAGUUCAUUUUGUUUUCAGAGAAACAAAUACCCUAAUGAUACAGUAAUGGGAGCACUUCAGCAAGUUACCAGUAACUUAGGUCAAAGGUUUUGAACAGGAUACUAACAAUUAAGGAUAUUUUACAUUAAAGUAGUUCACUCUAAGUUGGGACAUUUGGUCCAGAGACCAAUUCCCCAUUCUAAGAUCUUCAGAAAAGAGCCGAGUUCCUCAAGUCACAGGCACAAUGGAGCACAUUAACGAGUUCUUUCUUAGCACUGUACUGCCAGUUUCCCAAACAACCAUCUGUCAAGAUCAGGAAGGCGUCCAUCCGCUUUUUGGUAGUGUUACUUUUACUUCAUUUUGGAAAAGGACGUGUGCUAUCAACUUUGGGAAACCAUGAAAAGGAAACCAUUUAGCCUGGUUUUAUUUAACUAUAUUGCCUUAUAUGGGCUAUUUUGCAUGAUAUUUAAUUCAAUAGGCAGGAUGUCAGAGGAAAAGGAGAAACCUUAGGAACUUUUAAAUAUGGCAGUUAUUCCACAGCUAUAUGUCUGUAUGCUAAAAAUUAGCUAUAAAGUAAAAAAAUACAUCAGAGCACAAAUGCACAACAUUCUGGAGUCGUAGAUAAGUUUUCCUUAGCAACCGUGGUUCAUUAGAAAUUAAUAGUCAAGUUAUUUAAAAGAAUUAAGGGUCUCAAGGGGAAAAAAAUUCAAUGUCAAUUUCGAAGGUUUUAGAAUUAAUUGAACUGGGAAAGUUUUUAACAUUACUUGUGUCUAAUUUUCAGGCCUACUUAAUUAUUUAAAAUAACUAAUUAAGCUAGAUUUAAAAUACAAAGUGCAAAUUAAAAAUUCAAAUGUGUAACAAAGAUCUCUCUUCAGUUCUUAUAAAAAGAAAAAAAAAGACAAACCUAAGUACAUAAAAUUGUAUUACAAAUAUCAGGGGAACCACAACCACCAUCAGAGAUUACAUUUUCUAUAUAUAAAAGUAACAAACUUUUAUCCACACAUUUAAUUAAUAUGAGCUAGAACUACAACAUAUAUAAUGUGAUUUUUCUGCUAAAGACUGUAAGACUAUUUGAUGCAAAAUAAAUCUUGUGCAAAAAUUAAAGAGACUAUAUUUCAAGAGAGUAGAAAAAGAAAUAUGCAUCACUAGCAGGUGUCCAUUGUUAGCAACUGAGUUUGUCGCCAACACCUAUCCCACU